CUAAUCAACGGGCAUUUGGUUUACAAGAAAGGCAUCGACAACACAAAUCUAGGCAGUAAAAUGCACAACUGUAGCUAGUAGAACACUGUAACACAAUUCAGGAAUACUAUUACAGGCCAGCAGUCAGCUGGUCUUCUACAUCGGCCUACCCAUGGAGUACUCGUGAAAUAGUCUGUAAUCUCACUUAGAUUUUGUGGAAAAAAAGACAACCCUCUAGAAUACUAGGAAGAGAGAAGUAUAUAUAUAUUUUAAAUCAGUGUUUAUAGAAAUGGCUGCACAAUCCAAGGAAUCAUGUCAAAAGAACGCUUUUAACAUUUUCAUAUCAGAACAGGCAAAAUGCCAACAGUUCAACAGCUCAACAGCCCAACAGCCCAACUUCAACCAUACGGACUGGUCGGUUUCCUGCAGAGAGAUUGUCGCCGUCUCCCUGCGUCCCUGCUGUGUCAGCAACAUAGACGCUUCUUCUGGAGGAAGUGGAGAAGUUCUCACAAUGUGGUUCGCCCGGCUACUGUUCGGCCUGCAUAUGCAGUGCCCAAGCACAUAGUGCGACCUGACUAUGUAGGUACAGGACUGGUCCCAGAGUGGCCCGACUACAUCGAGAUCAUAAACCAAGAGCAGAUCGACGGCCUUACCCGAGCGUGUCAGCUUGCCAGACACGUGCUGUUACUGGCCGCACGCAGUCUGAGGGUUGGCAUGACAACGGAUGAAAUAGACUUCAUUGUGCACCAGGAGACGAUCAAGCACAACGCCUACCCGUCCCCCCUCAGAUACGGCGGUUUCCCCAAGUCGGUCUGCACAUCUGUGAACAACGUGGUCUGUCAUGGCAUCCCCGACAGUCGACCACUUCAAGAUGCCGAUAUCAUCAACAUCGAUGUGACCGUGUAUUUGGAUGGUUACCACGGCGACACCUCAGAAACCUUCUUGAUCGGCCAGGUGGAUGAGGCCGGGCAGCGUCUGGUGGAAACCGCCAGACGCUGCCGAGAUGAGGCCAUCGCUGCCUGCAAGCCGGGUGCACAGCUCUGCGUUAUAGGAAACACUAUUAAUGAAAUAGCUCGGGCCAAUGGCUUCAAAGUUUGUCCUUAUUUCAUUGGACAUGGAAUAGGCUCCUACUUCCACUGUCAUCCUGAGAUCUGGCACCAUGCUAAUGACAAUGACAUGACCAUGGAUGAAGGGAUGGCUUUCACAAUAGAGCCUAUACUGAUGGAGGGGUCUGCAGAGUUCAGAAUCCUGAAGGACAAGUGGACUGCCGUGUCUGCAGAUGAUAAAAGGUCGGCUCAGUUUGAACACACGGUGGUCAUCACGUCUGCUGGGGUGGAUGUUCUCACCAAACUGCCAGAAGAAAGCAACCUGUGACCUGGAGGGAUCUAACUCGGUUUCCAGCUCUUAGAUUUGUUCAAUCCCUUUCGACGGACAGUUCAGUAGACCACAUUAGAGUAAAUGUGAUCAGCGACAGUAAACGGGUAAAAUUAACAUUAGCAGGGUCUCGGUCUGGAUUCUAGAAUCAUGGAGGCCAUGAGUUCAGACUCACCCACCUUAUUAAUUAAAGACUUUUCACCAAGCAAA
Molecule: messenger RNA, 1563 nt
Organism: Scophthalmus maximus (turbot)
Lineage: Eukaryota; Metazoa; Chordata; Actinopteri; Pleuronectiformes; Scophthalmidae
Gene: metap1d
Product: methionyl aminopeptidase type 1D (mitochondrial)
Exons: 10
Coding region: 337-1353 (338 amino acids)
Biological process (GO): proteolysis
Molecular function (GO): metalloaminopeptidase activity
Source: RefSeq, a predicted model, not a curated record